CGCUGCCCAUCCAAUGUACCGCCACUUCUCUCUAGCCAGGGCAGAGUAGCAACGAUCCAGAACAUCAAAAUGGCCACCAUGGUCUCCAACCAAAGCUUCAAAUCAAGUGGAUCCUUGCGAGGAUUCCCCACCGGAGGCUCACGCCUGUCCAUGAGUGGAGGAUCUUCCAGGAUCAGCUCUGUGCGAGCCCCCAGCAUGUAUGCUGGUGCUGGAGGUAGUCGAGUGCUCAUCUCCACUGCCUCUGGCUCUGGGGGCUACGGCUUCGGUGGAGGAAUGGGUGGCGGAAUGGGGAGCGGAAUGGGUGGCGGGUUCGGCGGCGGAUUCGGCGGAGGAUUCGGCGGUGGAUUCGGUGGUGGAGAUGCCACAAGCAUAUCCACCAACGAGAAGGCCACCAUGCAGAACCUAAAUGACCGUCUUGCCUCCUACCUGGACAAGGUGCGCUCCCUGGAGAAGGCCAAUGCCGAACUUGAGAUGAAGAUCCGCAAGUAUUUGGAGAGCAAGACCACUCCCACUGCUCGGGACACCUCUGCCUACGAGGCCAUCAUCCGAGACCUUCAGGGAAAGAUCCUGGAUGCCACUCGAAUGAAUGGGGGCAUUCAUCUCAGCAUUGACAAUGCCAAGCUGGCUGCCGAUGACUUCAGAAUCAAGUAUGAGAACGAGCUUGCCAUGCGGCAGUCUGUGGAAGCAGACAUUAUGGGUCUUAAGAAAGUUUUGGAUGAGUUGACUAUGGUCAGAUCAGACCUUGAGAUGCAAAUUGAGGGCCUGAAGGAAGAACUUAUCUUCCUUAAGAAGAACCAUGAGGAGGAGCUCCUGGGCAUGAGGACUCAGAUGACUGGUCAGGUUCAUGUGGAGGUGGAUGCUGCACCACAAGAAGACCUCAGCAGAGUUAUGGCAGAAAUCCGUGAGCAGUAUGAGGCGUUGGCAGCCAAGAACCGCAGAGAUCUGGAGGCUUGGUUCCAAUCCCAGAUCGAGGGGCUGAACAAAGAAGUUGCCACCAGUAAAGACGAUCUGAGCUCAUCAAGAUCAACAAUUACCGAACUCAAGCGCACACUGCAAGGGCUUGAAAUUGAGCUGCAGUCCCAGUUAAGCAUGAAAGCAUCCCUGGAAGGCACACUGGCAGAAACAGAGGCCCGAUACUCUAGGCAGCUUGCUGGCUUCCAAAUGCAAGUAUCCAGCCUGGAGGAGCAGAUAGGAAUGCUCCGCUCUGACUUGGAACGUCAACGCCAAGAGUACAAUAUGCUGCUGGACAUCAAGACACGCCUGGAGAUGGAGAUCGCAGAAUACAGAAGGCUGCUGGAUGGAGGCACGGCAAGCGGCUCAACAACCACCACGACACGUAAGGUGGUGACAGUUGUGGAGGAACUGGUGGAUGGAAAAGUGGUCAGCACUUCUACUUCUGUGGCCAAAUGAGGGAGCCAGUCAAGAAAAUAAAGAACAUGUAACCCAUGCCUUGAAGUUAACGCAAUAAAAGAUUACUCCUGCA
Molecule: messenger RNA, 1483 nt
Organism: Brienomyrus brachyistius
Lineage: Eukaryota; Metazoa; Chordata; Actinopteri; Osteoglossiformes; Mormyridae
Product: keratin, type I cytoskeletal 13-like
Exons: 7
Coding region: 70-1410 (446 amino acids)
Molecular function (GO): structural molecule activity
Source: RefSeq, a predicted model, not a curated record